Linepithema humile (Argentine ant) is the source of this 462-nucleotide messenger RNA. Lineage: Eukaryota; Metazoa; Arthropoda; Insecta; Hymenoptera; Formicidae. The record is from RefSeq and is a predicted model, not a curated record.
UAAAUUUCAUUUCUAAUGAAAUAUUGCAAACGUGCCAAGAAUAUGAAGAUUUAUUCUGAAAAAUUCUUUUAUAGAUAGAAACAUUCAAAAAGUAACGUAAAGAAAGGAACGGAAGCGAGCCAGCAUGCCAGAGCCUGUAAAUCAUCAGGUGAAUGCCGCUCGUAAGACGUUCCAGACUCUGUAUCAGAUCUCUAAGUUGCUGAAUACGAAUCUCGAUCCAAUCACUCUAAGUAUCUGCAUCAAGCUGUGCGAGAAUGGAGUGAAUCCACACGCUCUUGCGACUGUGGUGAAAGAACUUCAGCGGGAGGUCAAAGCAAUGGAUGCACAAGUGGAGUCAACUGCCAGCAAGAGCAGUACGAACAAGUGAUAGUGGAUAAAUAUAUUGUCAUUGCCCCCUUCACACGCUUUGAGUUGUUCUUUAAAUGUUUUAAAUGCGAAUAUAAUAUACAAGAUUUUUAUUUA